CCCCACGUGCGCCGCCGCGACCGCCCGCGAUCCCAUCUCCCAAGUCCCAACGGCCCCGCCUCGCCUCGGGGAUCCCGCCGCCGCGCCGCCGCUCCAUCCGCUUCUACUCCCCCACCCGCAGCGAGCGGCAGCAAGGGCGAGGGAUGGCCAAGGCCAGGUCGUCGGCGAAGCAGUCGCGUGCGCAGGCCCAGGCGCAGCAGUCAAACGGCGGCGGCCACGCGCUGUCCUCCAAGCUCGCUAGGUACCUCGACCCGGAGGCCUCCUUGGACAAGGACCAACUCCUGGACGCGGUGCACUGGAUCCGCCAGGCGGUGGGGCUCAUCUGCGGCCUGCUCUGGGGAGCCGUCCCCCUCGUCGGCGCCGUCUGGAUCGCAUUAUUUCUGACCAUCUCGACUGGCAUUAUCUAUUGGUACUACACAUACCUGUUGAAGAUUGACGAGGAGGAAUAUGGAGGCCAUGGGGCUCUACUUCAGGAGGGGCUUUUCGCUUCUUUCACCCUUUUCCUGCUUUCGUGGACUCUAGUAUACAGUUUGGCUCACUUUUGAGAAGCUCCUUUGGUGCACAUACCAUGCGACCUUUGUUCACCAUUCAGCCAGAAGAGACUCACCAGGACAGUGUAGAUUAAGGAGCAUCUUAGAACGAGCAUUGUAUCAAAAACGGUUCUGAGUUGUAAUGUUAUUUCCCAACCCCAGUGUAAUUUUGGUACUAUGGGAUUAGUUCAGUGCGAAGUAGAACACUGCCUAUGAAAUCCUCAACCAGAGGGCAAAGAUGUUGAUCACUGAGUUUGCAGUCAAACAAUAUUCACUUGCAUCAAGCUGUGAAUUAAUGUACAACUUUUAACACAUGAAUUGUUCUGGGUUCUGUUACAGGCGAUUUUAUGCAAAAGCAAACUGUAAGGCAGCUUUAUUUUA
Molecule: messenger RNA, 911 nt
Organism: Sorghum bicolor (sorghum)
Lineage: Eukaryota; Viridiplantae; Streptophyta; Magnoliopsida; Poales; Poaceae
Exons: 4
Coding region: 144-545 (133 amino acids)
Biological process (GO): mitochondrial respirasome assembly
Source: RefSeq, a predicted model, not a curated record